This is a messenger RNA of Cladocopium goreaui, 300 nucleotides long. NCBI's taxonomy places the organism in Eukaryota, Dinophyceae, Suessiales, Symbiodiniaceae. The record is from the annotation of a GenBank genome assembly.
AUGGGCGUCCGUGAGAAUCAACUCUACCCACCAGAAGACAAUCCCAAGCGAGCGGCCUACCUGAAGUACAAGUCGCUUAAGACCGGCGACACGUAUUGCAAAUACGGCAAGAAUGAUGACGUCAAUCCGACAGACUGCAAUCCUGUGCCAAACAUUUUCGCGGGGACCGCUGAUGGGAUGCAAUACCGAACAGAGGUGCUGGCAAAGUGCGUCUGCACCACAGGAACCGGGUGCAAGCUGUGGCAUCGACCAUUUUUGUGCGCAUUGCACUCGGCACAUUGUUGGAGCGAUUUGGGAUGA